This is a messenger RNA of Portunus trituberculatus (swimming crab), 1866 nucleotides long. RefSeq lists its product as uncharacterized. The transcript is spliced from 3 exons. Bases 16 to 1506 code for a protein of 496 amino acids. The record is from RefSeq and is a predicted model, not a curated record. Lineage: Eukaryota; Metazoa; Arthropoda; Malacostraca; Decapoda; Portunidae.
GAUUCAACGCCCAGUAUGUCGCUCGUAAAUUUCCUGGUACCGUGGCUUAUGUUCACACUGGUCUGCUCUGUGCCCUCACCCACAGCCCCGCGGAGUCAAGAAGUGUCAAUUGUGCACAGCGAGGAGAGGAUUGGUGGUACUGAAGACGACAUUGAUAAUGGCACUCCCCGUUAUGUCACUGACUCUGAAUUGCUUGGCUGUGAUAGCAGCUCCUCGGUCACGCGUUUGAGUCUCACCGGGGAAAAGUUACUUCAGGCAGUUCCAUCCAUUACCUCCAGAGGCCUUCAUCUCCUGGGUGUGCAGCAGAAAUACGGGAAAGACACAGCGGUCAGAGAUGCAGCCACUCAGCACCACGUGUCACGCCGACAUUACGAACAACAGAUGAGCGAGCAGCAUCAGCACUAUCAAGGCGAGCAGGGAAUGUAUCACCACUACUCAGUGGUGAAGUGCAAACACUCUUAUUCUGGCAUCUUCUCCUUCCUGGCCUUCUGCAUACUCUCCUUAGACUUGACAUCGAACAUCAUGAAGUCGAUCAACAUUUCAAUCAACAUAGGAGGGAACAGCUGUGAAUGUUGCUGUGGUGGCGAGAACGGUACCGAUUGUGGGGGAGGGAAUGAUAAUAACAAUAACAACAACAAUAAUAAUAAUAACAAUAAUGGAGGAGGAGGAACGUUUUUCUCUGGUAGGAAACACAUUAUUGGCGGCGGUGGCAGCUGUGGCUCCUGCUGCUGCUGUGGAGGUGGCAGUGGCGGCAGCAACAAUAACAAUAACAACAACAAUGGAGCUGGGGCAGGAAACAGCACAUCGGGCGGUGGAGGAGGAGGAGGAAAUAAUAACAAUAACAAUAACAAUUAUUUCUUCAGUCCAGCCGCAGUGCCAUACUACGGGUACUAUCCUCCUUUGCCUUAUGAUUACUACUACUACGGCCGUUCCCUGGUGGAUAGAGUUGUAGAGGGCUUGGGCAACAUCCUUCAUCCACCGAACCCAGGCUCCAUCAGCCUACCAAAAUACACGAUGGGGACCAGUAAUGAUGAGGACACCUGGACGGACGGGCACACUGACAUACCGUCAUACUCCUUUCCGUUCCCUCAUGAAAGAAAACGUAGAGAAGAGACGGUGAUUUCAAUUAAUAAGAGGGAAUUUCAGCACAGUGAGGUGAUAGGGAGCACUAGUAACGCUGAAAUAGAUAAGAGAAUGCCUACUGCUAUUCCAAAACAGCAUUCAAGUGGCUCUAAUGACAUUAUUCAAGAAGAAUACUAUGGAAAAAAGAGAAAGACAGUACAUAUUGAAAAAAGACAGGAAGAUGAAGUAAUCUCAAGCUCUCCUGAAGACUUGGUGGGGAUAGGUCCUGUGUGGCAGACCUACCAGAAGGCUCUUAGCAUGCUACUGACAGAGGACGAGGACGGGGUAAAUGAGCUUUUCUUGGAUAAAUGGUUCAGGGUUGUGUUGAGGAUGCUGAGACCUCAUUUAGAUGGGGCUCGACAGGUAUACAGCCACAUAUCCUGAGCAGUGAAUGAGGAAAUAAAGUCUAGAUAUUACUCUGCGGGACUAGCGUGGAGAGAUAAUUGAUAAGGGAAUUUUCUUUACAUUGCCUAUAGAUGUAAGGAGGUGUAUAUGGUACUGGACGGAAAGAAAAUGAUAGAUAGAUAAAGAAUGUAAAAAAAAAAAUAAUAAAAUAAAAAAAGAGAGAAAAGAACAAACGGAAGUAGAUUUUAGUGAUGGAUUAGUGAUGAAAUGUGCAGGAAUAAUUAGGGAAGAGAGACAUGAUGCUAUGAAGAAUAUAUCUAACAAACAUCAAUGAACUUUACCCCUGCAGUGUUCACAUGCUCUUGCUCUAUUUGUUGUGAUGAUGCUUGUGUAAUAAAA